This is a messenger RNA of Daktulosphaira vitifoliae (grape phylloxera), 1652 nucleotides long. RefSeq lists its product as uncharacterized. The coding region runs from base 54 to 1652 and encodes 532 amino acids. Lineage: Eukaryota; Metazoa; Arthropoda; Insecta; Hemiptera; Phylloxeridae. Gene Ontology annotation, biological process: DNA replication. The transcript has 4 exons. Gene Ontology annotation, molecular function: DNA-directed DNA polymerase activity; DNA binding; nucleotide binding. The record is from RefSeq and is a predicted model, not a curated record.
CGGUGAUAUACCGUGGGUCCGAGGAUCGCGAAGAGGUCGCCAAGGCAUUUGUGAUGGCUGUAACUGAAGUGACGCGCAACAUUUCUAAAUUGUUGCGCAAAACCAACGUUCCCAUCCGAAUGUCUAUCGAUGAUGUGCGCAGGCACGGGGAGAAAGUGGUAUGCGACUUGUGCCGCACGGCAUUCAAGGAUUCCAACCCCAAAGUCGCAGACCACUGUCAUUUAUCGGGCCGAUUCAGACAGACGUUGUGCAAUGCAUGUAACCUGAAAGUAAAGACGGUCAAUUUUGUGCCGUGCUUCUUGCACAAUCUUUCGGGUUACGACGCGCAUUUCAUCGUCACUGAAUUGGGGUACGACGACCAAAGGAUUUCGGUCAUACCGAAUUCCGAGGAGAAGUAUAUUUCGGUCACGAAACACGUGACCAAUAACUUCUCCAUACGGUUUGUCGACACCUUCCGAUUCAUGGCCUCCUCCCUGUCCACCUUGGCCGGUAACCUAAUGACGCCCGACUUUGUUAAAUUCCGGGAGACGGCCAAGGUGUUCCGCCCGGAAGACAUGCCGUUGGUGACGCGUAAGGGCGUAUACCCCUACGAGUACACUGAUAGUUGGGCUAAAUUGGAAGAAACGGAACUACCACCUCAGGACGCUUUCUAUAGUCAGUUGAGUGAGUCUAAUAUUGAUGACGACGACUAUAGACAUGCCACGGAGGUGUGGAACCGUUUCGACUGCUCAACCCUCGGUGAGUACAGCGACCUAUAUCUUAAGAUCGACGUGUUGUUGUUGGCUGAUGUGUUUGAGAACUUCCGCGACAUCUGUAUUUCAACAUACAAUUUGGACCCGGCGCACUAUUACACCGCGCCUGGUUUUAGCUUCGAUUGUAUGUUGAAAUACACCAGGAUGAAGCUGGAGCUCUUGAACGACUAUGACAUGCUACUGAUGGUGGAACAGGGCAUUCGUGGUGGGCUAGUGCAGGCCGUCAAGCACUAUGCCAAUGCCAACAAUCCGAAGACACCCGAUUACGAUCCGUUAAAACCAAAAUCAUGGAUCGUGUACCAAGACUGCAAUAACCUUUACGGGUGGGCUAUGAGUCAGCCCAUGCCGUACGGUGGCUUCCGGUGGUAUAAAGGAGCAGACCCUCUGGCUGACCUCCAAUCGUUGUCGGACACUGGUAAUACGGGGCGUAUAUAUGAAGUGGACGUAUCGUAUCCACAAGAGCUGCAUGACGAGCACAACGACUUGCCGUUCUUGCCUGUCAACGAUGUACCGCCGGGUUCCAAAGAGACCAAACUCAUGGCUACUUUGAAACCCAAACAGCGGUACGUCGUACAUUACGUUAAUCUUAAACAGGCGAUCGCACACGGACUGCAAGUCGAUAAAGUGCACCGCGUUUUAGAGUUUCAACAAAGUGCUUGGUUGAAACCAUACAUUGAGUUGAACACUGAAAUGCGGAAAAAGGCGGCAAAUGCUUUUGAAAUUGCAUUUUUCAAACUAAUGAACAAUGCCGUCUUUGGGAAAACAAUGGAGAACAUGCGGAAACGCAUCCGUAUUGAGCUAAUCUCCAGUCCCGAACGUCUAAGCAAGCUCGUAAACCAACUAACCUUCAACGACUGUAUCAAAUACGGUGAAAGGUUGUACUCACCAGUAUCCAUGUAA